CAAAGGCAUAUAUAUUGGAGUCGUGUGCAGGUCCUCAUUUCUGCAAGACUGAUAGUCGUGAGCUUCCGGAGACUACAAGAUCAGAAUUAUAAAUUAGAAGUCGACAGUUAAUUUUGGAGAAAAUCCCUCCUUCCCUUCCUUCCAGCUUCGAUCAGAAAGUAAAGAAAAAAUGGCAGAACGUCGGGAUGUUGAAGAGUUAGAUAAGCUUUCAGAAUUGUACAAAGCUGUUCGAGACGGUGAUUUCCAUAAGACGGGAGAGAUUCUUAUGUCUCUACUCGACAAUACAGUGAAUUGGGAAAUCCCAGAUAAAGGCCAAACAGUUCUUCACACUGCUGUUACAUAUGGACACGAGGAUAUAGUGGAGGUGUUGGUGAUGAAAAUGUCGAACGAAGGCUUGGCCAAGUAUGAUAGUCAUGGUUACACAGCUCUAAGCAAGGCAGCUGUGCUUGGAAAACAACAAAUGGUGGACUGCAUGCUUCAGAAGUACUCUGGCUUGAUUAGCAUUAAACAUCGCAUAGGGGACCAUCUUCCAGUUGUUAUGGCUAUUGACUUUGGGCAAAUAGAAAUGGCGCGCCAUUUGUAUCAUCGUACUCUACAAGAAAAUAAUUUAAUUCCACAGGAUAAUGAUCAGGAGAUUCAAGACCACAAUGGUGCUACACUUUUUACCCGUGCCAUCUAUAUCGGGACUUUGGAUAUUGCUUUGGAUUUAAUCCAACGCUGCCCACGUUUGGCACUGGCUCUUGACAAGGAUGACGAGUCUCCCAUCUUAGCAUUGGCCUCUAUGCGUCAUUCCGUCCCAAGUAAAACUCAGCUCGGGUUUUGGAAGCAACACAUCUACUCCUGUAUGCGCAUUCCACCUGUAUCUCUGACCGGCAGUGAGACUCGGUUGAACAUUUCAACCGGAGAUCAACACCAAAGCAAUCAAGAAGAUCAUCAAAAUAUCAUAUCAGUACUGUUAAGAAGUUGUGCCGCAGGAGUCCUCAACUUCUUUGGAAUCACGCUGUUGUUCGAAAUGAAGAAGAUCCAUGACCCGUACAUUGAACUUCUUUCUCUCAUGUCUGAAGAGAUAUCAAACUCAAAGCCUCAGAAACUUAAAGAUGGCCUGGUUCAUUCUGCCAUUUGCCAAGCUACCAAGAACGGGAUAUUCGAGUUUGUUUCUAAGAUGCUUAAAACGGAUCUAGAAUUUAUAACGGUCCGAGAUGAAGAUGACAGAAACUUAUUUAUGCUUGCCGUCUUGCAUCGUCACGAAAAAAUCUUUAGCAUUCUAUACUCCCAAGAUAUGAUGAUGAACUACUACUCCUUCAUGAAAUGUUUACUAGAUGUCGAUGGAAAUAACAUAUUGCAUAUGGCAGGGAUUAUAGAACAUUCCACUCCCGUUAACCAAAUUCCUGGGGCAGCUUUACAAAUGCAAAGAGAGUUACAAUGGUUCAAGGAGGUAGGGAAAAUUGUCCAUCCCAAGGAUAAGAAAACAAAAAACAAAAAUGGUUUCACUCCCCAACAAUUGUUUACGAGGAACCACAAGAACAUGAUGAAAGAGGGAGAGAAAUGGAUGAAGGACACAGCAGGGUCAUGUACGGUGGUGGGUGCUCUCAUUAUUACCAUUAUGUUUGCAGUGACCUUUACCAUUCCAGGAGGUAACAACCAAGAUACGGGCCUGCCUAUUUUCUUGAAGAAAAGCUUGUUUGGGGUCUUUAUGAUAUCUGAUGCCUUAUCCUUCUUUUUAUCCUCGACUUCAGUCUUAAUGUUUUUGGGAAUCCUUACCUCACGUUAUACAGAAGAUGAUUUUCUUGAGUAUUUGCCAAGGCAGAUGAUAAUAGGCCUUUUCACUCUCUUUUGCUCUAUUGCGACCAUGAUGAUAACCUUUGCCAGUGCUCUUUUAAUCAUCCUACAUGAGCAGUUAAGGAUUUCAAUUCCUCUCAUUUGUUUGGGUGGUGUUCCAGUCAUCUUCUUCUUAUGGAUUCAGUUUCCCAUUCUUAAAGAUAUGGUCAUUUCAACCUAUGGGCCAAGCAUCUUCGACAAGAAAAUCAAACUGAAAUCAUAAAGCUGCAAUAGGAUAUCAUCAUGUAUAAUAUUUGUUGCACGAAUUAUUGCCAUAUCAGCCAAAACCGAACUUUUGUUCCCUUUUGUUGGGCCAAUAAUGACCAAUGGAUGGAUUUUCAACAUAGGUUUAUGAUCUUGCAUGUUUUAUGGUUAAUUGUUUUCGUCCUAUUAUCAUUAAUUUGUCAAUAAAUUAUUCAACUUUUUGUGA
Molecule: messenger RNA, 2248 nt
Organism: Carya illinoinensis
Lineage: Eukaryota; Viridiplantae; Streptophyta; Magnoliopsida; Fagales; Juglandaceae
Exons: 7
Coding region: 170-2041 (623 amino acids)
Molecular function (GO): protein binding
Source: RefSeq, a predicted model, not a curated record